GAGUAGUUUUGCAUCUCGGGUCAGCGACUAAGUGGUUUGUAUAGCUGCAUUCGUGAGAGCAACAGGUGGCGCAGGACGACAGAGCAUGGGAGACGCUGUGUCAAUGCCCAAAGACAGGCAGGUCUCCAUGAGAGGGUUCUCUGUGGUGUGUGAUGACUGUGGAGCUAUCUUCUACGUGUCCCACGAGAUUGUUAGCGGUCGCGAGAACAAGAAGAGAUGUAGCAGGUGCAGUGCAAUAACGAGUGAAGAGAGGGUGGGGCGACACGAAAGCCUAAGAAAGUGUUCUACUUGUCAGUCCCUGUUCUCUGUACCUCGGACGAUUUCAGAUCAACCACCAAACCAUGAAAUGAACUGCUUGAGGUGUGGUGAUACACACAGGGAGCUGAUACGCGCCAAGGACUAUGUCCAGGUGUCCCUGCAGAGGGGUAUGGACCGUAUGACAGUCACGUGCCCCCGCUCCAUGCAGGCCGAGCUUCGCAGGUGCAUCACCAACAGGCAAGAGCAGGGCUACAACAUGCUCAGUCUGACUGAAGAAUCCAUUUAACAAAGCCCGCAAGAUGUAGACUGCUACUGGUGCAAACGUUCUUCAUACACUUUACAGCAUGAAACUUACAUGUUUCUGUAACUAUGCAUUAAUUUUGUAAUGUUCAUUCAAGAGCCAUGUAUAUUUUGUA
This is a messenger RNA of Geodia barretti, 674 nucleotides long. The record is from the annotation of a GenBank genome assembly. Lineage: Eukaryota; Metazoa; Porifera; Demospongiae; Tetractinellida; Geodiidae.